AUGCCUUCAUACAAGGAUUCUGACGAUUACAAGACCUACAAAGAAGGUCUUCUCCAGGGCGGCAAGAACCACCGCAUGGAGGAUCUUCCUCCCUUCGAGUUCAACGAGGCUGGCGAAGUCAAGCUCGCCCCUGGCGAACUCUACUGCCGCUGGGUGGUAGAUCCAGCAGCAUCACGUGCACCAAGGUAA
Messenger RNA from Colletotrichum truncatum, 189 nucleotides. RefSeq lists its product as uncharacterized. The record is from RefSeq and is a predicted model, not a curated record. Lineage: Eukaryota; Fungi; Ascomycota; Sordariomycetes; Glomerellales; Glomerellaceae.